This is a messenger RNA of Sporothrix schenckii 1099-18, 1863 nucleotides long. Its product is annotated as chromatin structure-remodeling complex protein RSC7. NCBI's taxonomy places the organism in Eukaryota, Fungi, Ascomycota, Sordariomycetes, Ophiostomatales, Ophiostomataceae. Gene Ontology annotation, cellular component: nucleus. Bases 1 to 1863 code for a protein of 620 amino acids. Gene Ontology annotation, molecular function: chromatin DNA binding. The record is from RefSeq and is a predicted model, not a curated record. The transcript is spliced from 2 exons.
AUGGUCGAAUACGGGAGGCGCUCUGGGCGCGCUGCAGCUCGACGCGCAGCAGCAGCUCUUGAGCGGACACCCAAGAACGUGGACCCGGCCGAAGACGAAGUCAUGGCCGACGUGACCGCUGACGAGGCAGCCGACACCACACACAACGACGACGCACAAGACGACGCACAAGACGACGCACACGACAAAGACGCACCGAACGGCGACAACGACAACCGAAACGGAAACGAAAACGAAAACGCCAACAACGACACGGCCGACGAGGCGUCGGCCCCGGCAUCGGGCGUCGCCUCGGCCGCCACCAAGUCGCCCGCGGCGUCGCCCGCGCCCGUCAUGAUGAUCCGCCGCAAACGCCUCGGACGGCCGCCAAAGAACCGGCCGCCAGACUGGGACGGCAUGGUCGAGGUGCCCAUGAGCGAGAGCGAGAUUGCCGCCGCACAGGCCGCCGCCCUCGCCAAGGAGCGCGGCGAGACGCUGACGCCCCGGCGGCGCGGGCGCGGUGGCUGGCGCGGGCGCGGCGGGCGCAAGGGCGACCGCCAGGACGGGCACGGCGGAGGGGGCGGGCCACUGCAGCAGGCGAUUGACAAGGACGGUAACGUGGUCGACAUUGUCAACGACGAGCUGGACCUGCCCGAGGACCCGGCGGGCGAGACCAAGGUCGACAAGGACGGCAACCUGCAGGGCGGGCGCGAGUACCGCUGCCGCACGUUUACGGUGGCGGGCCGCGGCUCGCGGCUGUACAUGCUGUCGACGGAGCCGGCGCGCUGCGUCGGCUUCCGCGACUCGUACCUCUUCUUCACCAAGCACAAGCGCCUCUACAAGAUCAUUGUCGGCGACGACGAGAAGCGCGACAUGAUUGAGCGCGACAUCAUCCCCCACAGCUACAAGGGCCGCGCCAUUGGCAUCGUGACGGCGCGCUCCGUCUUCCGCGAGUUCGGCGCCCUCAUUAUUGUCGGCGGCCGCCGCGUCAUCGACGACUACACGCUGGCCAACGAGGAGGAGGGCGCGCCGCCCGUCGUCGAGGGCGCCCUCGCCGACCCCAACGACAUUGUCGUGCCCGGCGAGCCCUACAACAAGAACCAGUACGUGGCCUGGCACGGCGCCAGUGCCGUGUACCACGCGUCCGGCGGCGGCGGCGGCGGCGGUGGACCGGGCGUCGGUGGCGGCCUUGUCGAGCGUGGCGGCGGCGGCGGGGCCGGCGGCGCCUCGGCGCACGCCCACACGCUCUACAAGGCCGCCGACGCCAAGCGGCGCCGCGUCGCCGUCAACGACUACAACUGGCAGCUCGAGCACGCCCGCGAGGCCAGCAGCUUCAACAGCAUGCUGACGGCCGCGCGCGGCACCACGCUCGCCGGCGUCUACGACAUCCACACCAACCUGGUCCAGUACCCGGCCAGCAUGCAGCCCCAGCGGGCGCGGGCGGUGCUGGUGCAGGACGGCGGGGGUGCCAACGCGGACGCAGACGCAGACGCAGACGCAGACGCAGACGCAGACGCAGACGCGACCACCGUCUUCCCGGUGCUGUCCCCGCUGGUCGCGCGCAACUUUUACGUCGCCGACAUGCACCUCGAAACACCCCCCGCCGGCAUCGCCCCGGCCGCCUACGACCGCUACCGCAUCGACGACGACGGUGAUUCUGUCAGCAGCAACAAAAAAGCCGACUGGCUGGCCCCCUUCCAAGGCCUGGCGGCCGUGCCCGACGACAUCCGCGCGCUGCUGCCCGCCGAGUGCCGUGCCGCCUUUGACGCCGCCGUCGACAAGGAGCAGGCGUGGUUCGGCCAGUGGGGCCCCGAGGCCACGAGCAUGAGCCGCCGGGAGCCCGUCAUUGACAAGGCCAUUGUGCCGUACGCCAUGAUGUUGUAG